Drosophila grimshawi is the source of this 5542-nucleotide messenger RNA. It is a transcript of the gene AdamTS-A, whose product is annotated as A disintegrin and metalloproteinase with thrombospondin motifs 9. Bases 364 to 5157 code for a protein of 1597 amino acids. Gene Ontology annotation, biological process: extracellular matrix organization; proteolysis. The record is from RefSeq and is a predicted model, not a curated record. Gene Ontology annotation, molecular function: zinc ion binding; metalloendopeptidase activity. The transcript has 16 exons. Gene Ontology annotation, cellular component: extracellular matrix. Lineage: Eukaryota; Metazoa; Arthropoda; Insecta; Diptera; Drosophilidae.
UAAAUUUAUGGUCGGGUUUUGUUUUCUGCUUUUUCCCACAUUUUUUUCGUAUUUUUAUUUUGCGCGCGCAGCGAUUUGACUGUCCAAUGAACCAAGUUCCAAUUCCGAUUCUUUAUAACAGAAAACAAAUAAUUACAAUGCUCGGCUUACAUGUUUCCGCUGCGCGUCGUGACAUUAUUUACUCCUAACGAGCCGAGCCAAACCCGAAGUGAGCCACCAUCCGCCGUUAGUUGGCCAAAAACCAAUAUACAAAAAAGAGAGAAAGAGAGGAAAAAGAAGAAGAAGAAGAAGAAGAAAAAAUCGGCCACUUAUCGUGCACAUUUCUGCACGUGCCCCCUUUUGUAGAGUGAUUGACAGCCCGCGAUGUCUGAUGCGGCGUCUAUACGAACGGAGUUGCCAGCAGAGUCCCAUCAGUUGCUCCGCAAGGCCGAUGUGGAGAGAGCAUCUAUGCCCGACUCAGACACUGCCCCCUGCCUGCACAAUGAUUACAGAUGGCGCAAAGAUUCGCCCUUCAAUCGGCCAAUGAGCGAUUCAUCCAUUCAAUUUGCCAAUUGGACAGAGCCGGAUCGGUCGGAUGGUUUCGACGUGUCCAACAAUGUCCCGUAUUACUCGUUCAAAGGCACACAGCCGGAGGUAUAUUCGAAAAAGAAGGAUUUCAUCUACAACAGUUCGCUGGUCGAUAAUCAGCUCGUGCUGAAGAAGACUUGCGAAUGGUGGUUCUACAAGAAUAAAUACAUCCAAAACAUGUCUGCUCACCUGCGCCAGCACGCCUGCUUUUUUAUCCCCGUGACCAUAGUGCUUGCACUGAUCGGACUAUACAUCUUUCUGAAUAGCAGUAGGCCCAGCGAUAGCAUCGGCAAUAGCAUCAGCAAUAGCAACCGAUUCUUCGAGGUACAUGAGUCGAAAAAGUUUAAUAACGAUACGGAUGUUGUCGAUUGGAGUGAUGACAACGAUAUGAAAAGCGAAAACGAUUUUGGUGACAACAAGCACAUUGCCGAUGACAAUCUCAGUACCUCUGUCACACUCACCAAAAUACACAACUUUAGUCUUAAUGCCGAGGAUUUGUUAUACGAGUCGAAGCGGCACAGCAAUAGCAAUAGCAGCCACAGGGAUGCGACUUCUGCGUUCAGCAUGACUGGCACAUUCCGCACCAAGACUAGCCCGAUUUGGGACCCCCAUCCGGAGUACUUGCUGAAUGUGUUUGGGCAACAGCUGCAUCUGGUACUGCAUCAGGAUACCUCGUUCAUACCAUCUGAAACGUUUCGGGUCAUACGCAUCCUUAAUAAUCGAACGGAGGAAUCUCAUUAUGAGGAGCACUAUUUGGGCUGCUACUAUAGAGGUUACGUCGAAGGCGACAAUCAAUCGGCGGUCGCCGUCUCCCUCUGCGGCGGCAUGACUGGUUAUAUCAAAACUGGUUUCGGCACGAUGCUCAUUCAGCCGGUCAACCAGACGGAUAGCGACGAGAACUUGCAUCGCGUCUGGCGGCAUUCGAAACGCAAUCCCAGACAGGCUGUCUCCGAUCUGGAACUGGUGAUGGAGGCGCUCGAACUGACGGAAAGUGUGCCAACGCAUUUAACGCGCCGCAAACGACAUAAUCAGGGCAACCAGGUAUACACGUUAGAGGUGCUCAUCGCCGUCGACCACACGAUGAUGGAGUUCCAUAAGACAGAUCUCAAGUCCUACAUUCUCACACUAUUAUCGAUUGUAUCGAACAUAUUUGCGGAUGCCAGCAUUGGUAACUCGAUACGCAUAUCGUUGGUCAAACUGCUCGAACUAAAGGAUAUCAACGAUCGAUCCAGCAAUCGACCAGGCAAAUCCGAGAAACUAAAACGAUUCUGUUCGUUUCUCACCAAAAAAGGCUAUCCCUAUGAUACCGCUAUGCUAAUCACACGUGAUCAGAUUUGUUCGAAUGAGCGGGAGGAGCGCUGCAGAACACUGGGCUUGGCCGAGCUGGGCACCGUUUGCAAGGCCAGCGCCUGUUCCAUUGUGCAGGACAAUGGCCUGUCCGCCGCCUUCACGAUAGCACACGAAUUGGGCCACAUCCUGAACAUGCCGCAUGAUGACGACGAUCGUUGCAAGCAGUACAACUCGAAGCCGGGCAACAAUCUUACAUUGCACAUCAUGUCCAGCGUUAUGGGGGAUCAUAUGCAUCCAUGGUCUUGGUCUAAGUGCUCACGGCACUAUGUCUCCGAGUUUCUCGAAAAAAUGGACAAAUCGUGUCUGGAGGACACGCAAUCCUCGCCCAUCGACAACUUGAAUACGAAACUGCCCGGUGAGAUCUACUCUCUGGAUCACCAGUGUCAGCUGAUACAUGGCAACCAGAGCACACACUGCUCCAUCGAGGCGGAUUGCCGCCGGCUCUUCUGCAAGGCCAGCACGCAUCCAAAUGAAAAUUGCCGCUCCAGUAAUCUGCCCUGGGCGGAUGGCACGCUCUGCAACAACAACAGGUAUUGGUGUCAAAAGGGCGUUUGUGUGCCACGGACGGGCUACUCCCUCAAGACGGUGCACGGCGGUUGGGGUCCUUGGACUGCGUUUACGCCGUGCAGCCUAACAUGUGGAGGAGGUGUUCAGGAAUCGAAACGCGAGUGCAAUAAUCCGGUGCCCGAAAAUGGGGGUAAGUACUGCGAGGGCAGUCGAAAGAAGUAUCGAUCGUGCAAGACACACCCUUGCCCAACGGGCACUAUAGAGCCCCGCGAACAGGAGUGCUAUGACCAGAAUGGCCGCAACUUAAAAAUACCAGGCAUUAGUGCGGACGCCAAGUGGAUACCCAAAUACGGAUUGAACGCAUAUGUGGCGGACAAGUGCAAGUUGUAUUGCCGCUUGGAGGACGACAGUGCCUACUUUCUGCUCAAGGAUAUGGUCAGGGAUGGCACCACCUGCACCGUGGACAGCUUUGACAAGUGUGUCAACGGCAUCUGUCGCCCAGCUGGCUGUGAUAACGAGCUCAACUCCAUUGCCAAGCUUGAUAAAUGUGGAGUGUGCGAGGGAAACAACGAUACGUGCGAGGAGCACACCGGCAACGUGUAUGUCUCCGAUCUACUGAGUAGGGAUAAGCCCUUGCUGAGCCUCUACUACGUCACGACGAUACCAAAAGGUGCCUCUAACAUAGUUAUUACACAGCGUGGCUAUCCCGAUCAGAACUAUAUUGUGCUCACUGAUGACCACCAAUCUCCAAUAUUGAAUAGCGACAGAGUGGUAACACCAUAUCCCAAGAAGUAUUCGUAUGCGGGUGUAACAAUCGAUUACAAUGGCUCCAAUAGCACAAUAGAGCGAGUAAACACCACUGAUUCAUGGAAGCUGACGCGUGAUCUAAUCGUAAAGAUCAUAUCGAUAGACUUGAGUGCUGCCAAGAACCAGGAUACCAUACUGAUCACCUAUACGUACACAGUGGACAAGCCAAUCAUUGCAGAAACGCAGGUGGAGAUCUAUCGCUGGCAGAUGCAGGCGUGGAGCAACUGCGACUCACUGUGCCAGGGCACAAUGCAUCGCCAGGCGGCCUGUAUAAGCACAACUCUGGGUCUCAAAGUAGCGCCACAAUUCUGCGAUGAGUCGGCGAUGCCAAAGCCCGAGUAUCGCAACUGCAACACGGACUGCAUCCUAACAUUGAACACUACUAGCAUUUCGGAAUGCUCCGCCGCUUGUGGGGAACUGGGCACCCGAGAGAAGACCUUCAAUUGCAUACAGACAUUCACCGAUAUUCAGAGAUCGAAUAUCGUUGAUAUGUCCUUUUGCCGACUUAAAUUCGAGAUUGUAAGCCAUGAGCAAUGUCGUGCAGAACCGUGCCAAUAUUACCCGAAAGUAAGUUACCCAAAGAUGCCACAGAUGCGACUUAACUUACUAAUUUCCACCCAAUUUAUUCAGAUAAACCAACGCUCUGUGAACUAUUGGCAGACGGGAGAGUGGGGUGAGUGCAGCGAUUGGUGUAAGAUGAACCGAACUGUGACCUGUGUACAUCCAUACGGAAACUACUGUCCACCUGAUGACCCGAAGAAGCCCAAGGAAGUGCGUAACUGCUGCCACAUCAAGUACACCAGCGAGUGGCUACCGUGCUCUGUGGAAUGUGGCACGGGCGAGAAGCGAAAGGUGCAGAGUUGUGCGCGAGUCUACAAGCCCGAGGUGCCUGGCACGCCCAAGCGCAAGGAAAAUGUGGACGAAUCCUACUGCAAGGCACUGAAGGUGCGCAAACCAACGCUGCGCAAGACCACCAAAUUGUGCAAAAUCAAUUGCAGGUGGGUCACCUCGGAAUGGACUCAAUGCUCAAGGGACUGUGAUGUGGACUACCAGACGCGCAGCGUGCGCUGCGAUUCGUGGCUGGGCAAGAGCGUGAACGAACGGAAUUGUGAUGUGGGCAAGCGGCCAACUCGUCGAAAAAUAUGCAGUCACUGUAUGAAACGGCAAUACAAAGUGAUCUCAUCCUGUGAUUGCUCGGGCUACCAGAGGCGACGAAUCCUGUAUUACGACUCACAUAUGCGGCGGGUCGCCAGCAAGCCGAAGUUCGAUAAAAUCAAAUGCACUCCGCCACCCAGCUGCAAGAUGAAAAGUCCCAGCAGCCAUGAGAGCAGAGGAGCACAGACCUGUUCCGAUUUGCAGCGCAUGUAUCGGUUGUACAAGGAUGGUGAGUACACAUUGCUGGUGCGGGGACGCCAGAUGCGCAUCUACUGCCACCAAAUGAACAGUCUGACGCCGCGAGAGUAUAUCACUGUGGAGCCACAGGAGAAUUACUCCAUCUACUACGAGUACAAGACGCGGUACAUCGACAACUGUCCGCCCAUGUCGCGGGACCAUGAGUACGCCAACGAUCAGAACUCGGGACGUACGCAUUUCAGCAAGCUGCGGCUCAACAUCAGCGACCUGCGCAUUAUUGAGAACGAUUUCGAGUUUGCCAAGUCGAGGGGACACCGGCAGGCGCUCGGAUCGGCGGGUGAUUGCUAUAGCCGCAACAUGAAUUGCCCACAGGGAGAUUUUUCCAUCAGUCUGGACGGAACGGGGUUUCUCAUGCGGCCGACGACCGUUUGGAAAACCUACGGCAAUCGGGCGGUCAUGCAGCGUGCCAGCGGGUUCGACACAUUGGCGUCGUCGCGGCGCGCUUUUUGUGGGGGCUUUUGCGGGCAUUGCUCAAUAUCGCCGACGUCAGGACUCUAUCUGGACGUUGUGUGAUCGGCUCAGUCUGGUGUUCAUUGCAAAUGGGCUUGAUGAAUCCUUGGUGCUAUUAUUUUGCGCAACGAUUUUCUGGUCGCUUGGCUCUUGUGCAUUUAAACAGCUUUGCUUACCUUCACUGCCAGUUCCAGAAAACUGCAGCCAUCUCCAUGAGAUAUCUCAAUUAUGAGCGUCGCGUCAAUUGCACAAAAUAUACAAAUUUAAUAGUAUUACAACGAUUUACACAUACACAAACAAACACACACACACACAUGCCUCGAGAAGUUUUCGUUGGUACUGGAAGAGGAAAUUUGAAAGCAGGAAGGUUUAGUGGACUUCAAGUCCCUCACUUCGUCUUUCAAACAUUUUCCUUUUCUAAAAAGCAAAAAACACAUACAUACAUACU